Molecule: messenger RNA, 1875 nt
Organism: Closterium sp. NIES-65
Lineage: Eukaryota; Viridiplantae; Streptophyta; Zygnematophyceae; Desmidiales; Closteriaceae
Source: the annotation of a GenBank genome assembly
AUGGAAAGGGCCAAUCAUUCUACGCCACGUGGCGUGGAUCAACACCACAUCCACACGAACCGUGUAAUCAUUCGCGAACGGCUUCGCGAAUGGAAGAAUCGCGUCAAGUGUCGCGCACAGGGGUUGUACGCGUCGGGUUACCACAACGGUUACGGAUCUGCUCCCUACGGCUCCCUUCAAGCGUCCGUCGCGGCGGGCGGCGGCCGCAAGGCGGCGAUGGCGACGGCGGCGGCUGCGGCGACGUCGUCGCUGGCGGCGGUGCGCGUGUUCAAAGGCAACAGCGUGCUCGCGCAAUUCAAGGCGCGAUUCACGGCGCGAUUUGCGGAGGGGCCGGUGGGACUUCUGACUGACACGGCGGAUGCGCAACGUGCAGCAGGAGAGGCGUUGACAGCAACAAGGAUAGAGGCGACGGGCGAGCUUGGGGAGAGAGGCGAGGCGGAGGGGGUGGGCGGGGGGAGCGGGGCAGAUGGGGCGAGGCAAGCGGUGGUGGUGGGGGGGUUAGGGGCGGGCGAGGAGCAGCAGAGCGCGGCAGUGCGCAUGGCGCAGGCAGUGCUGCUGCCUGCCCUGGGCGCUGUAUCACACGCCUUCAUGCACGGCCUCAACCGCACUGAGGUGAUCGGCGCUCACAAGCUCACCAACGCCAUCGCCCACCGACCUCCCGGCACGCCUCUCCUCACGGUGGCCAAUCACGUGGCAGCAAUGGACGACCCGCUGGUCAUGGCAGCAGUGGUGCCGCCAUCCCUCAUGCUCGCCCGCCCCGCCUCUCUCCGCUGGACCCUCUGUGCCUCCGACCGCUGCUUCUCCUCGCCUCUCCUCUCCGCCUUCUUCACCUCACUGCGGGCGUUACCAGUGGAGCGGGGAGGGGGAAUCCAGCAGCCAGUGAGUGGGAGUUGGGAUUGGACUGGGGGGACUUGUUGUGUGGACCUCCCUCCCGCGUUCUUUCUUCUCCACUCCUCUGCACGCCAUGCACCUCCCUCCCCUCUCCCCCUCCAACCCCCUCGGAACUCUCUUUCCCUCACCUCCCGCCCCACUCCGCCUGAGGCUGUCGGACCUCUUUCCCUCUCUUCGCACACCUUUAUCCUCCUGCAGGGCAUGGUAGCAGCGGCACAGCAGCUGAGCAACGGCGGGUGGGUGCACAUCUUCCCCGAGGGCACUCGCUCGCUGGAUGGCGGCCGCACCGUUGGCCCCAUGCGCCGAGGCGUGGCGUGUCAUGACCCUCCCCGCCCAUGGUUGUUCCGCCAGGCUGGCAGCGCAGUGCACUGUGCCUCCCCUCAUCAUCCCGGUGGUGGCAGUGAUGGGGCGGAGCUUCAGCGCCUGCACUCCACCCUGCUGGCGCAUGAGCAGCACUCUCUUGAGGGGCGUGUGGCUGAUAGUGAGAUAGCAGCACCGAUGGGUGGGGCAGGGGCAGGAGUGAUGGUGGGUGGUGUGGACAAUGCAGGGGGUGCUAGGGACCUUCGCAGUGACGUCUAUGCGGCUUCCGAUCAAACUGUUUCUGAGAGCAGAGUGGAGGGCGCUGGGCUUGAGUUGAGUGAGCCACAUCACCCACACUGGCAGUUACACCUCACUGACAGUCGCGUUUCGCAUUGGCCCUUCCCUCUUGCUGCCCAUCCCCUCGGCUGUUUGGAGAGCCACAGAUGGCAUUCCCUCACACUCGCCUCCCCCUUGGCUGAUGCUUCUCCCCCUGGUGGCAGCAGCAGCAGCAGGGUUGGUGCUACUGGCCUGUUGCACUCCCAGUGGGCAGCAGCAGCAGCAGCAGCGGGGGAGGCAGUGGUGAGGCAGCAGGAGGCGGAGAGGGUGGCACUGCUGUUUGGCUUUGCUGCUCGCUGUGCCAUGGGAGGGGGGCAGUGGCGGCAAGGGGAGGCAUUGGUGAUGUGA